AUGGUCACCGGCAUUAUCGAUCGCAUAUAUGUGUAUCAUGCCGUUGCCGGGGCCUUUCUCGUCUCGGUGGCCCUCUACCACGCCUUCAUCUGGACUUCCUACAGCUUCACAGGCAACUGCCAAGCCAUCGCCUAUCCCACGGCCUUUCAAGCCGUCCAGAUCGUAUUGUACCUCUACUGGCUCUUGGUUGACGUUUUCACAGCAGGGUGUCUAAUUUUUUUCUUGCGAAACCAUCUCAAGAAGAUGGAGGAGCUCAAGAUCAACACAAAGUCAAAGAAGGAGACCCUGGUGGCCAAGGUGCUCUCGCGCGAGAUUUGGAGAGUCUGCUGGGCGGCCUGCCUUGGUCUCGUCACCAGUUCAUGCGCCAUCGCAGAGUUUGUGCUGCAGACGAAGGUUUUCUAUCUUCGUGGGUCGAUCAUGUGCAUAUCCCAUUUCAUCCUUGUCCUCAGCACAAUCGACUCUCGCGGCGAGGACGAUUUAUCGUCCAGCGCACAUGGCCAAGGUGCUGGCGGCGUAUCGUCGGCUCCUGGUUCUCCCAACACCGCAGCGAGAAGCGCCCGCAAGGAGUCCACGGUGCCGACCCAGUAUCUGACCACCACUACCACCGAUUAA
Molecule: messenger RNA, 612 nt
Organism: Polychytrium aggregatum
Lineage: Eukaryota; Fungi; Chytridiomycota; Chytridiomycetes; Polychytriales
Exons: 3
Coding region: 1-612 (203 amino acids)
Source: RefSeq, a predicted model, not a curated record